This is a messenger RNA of Papaver somniferum (opium poppy), 610 nucleotides long. Its product is annotated as extracellular ribonuclease LE-like. Gene Ontology annotation, biological process: RNA catabolic process. Gene Ontology annotation, molecular function: RNA binding; ribonuclease T2 activity. NCBI's taxonomy places the organism in Eukaryota, Viridiplantae, Streptophyta, Magnoliopsida, Ranunculales, Papaveraceae. The transcript has 3 exons. The record is from RefSeq and is a predicted model, not a curated record. The coding region runs from base 149 to 610 and encodes 153 amino acids. Gene Ontology annotation, cellular component: extracellular region.
AAUGUAAAAAAACAAGAAAUUUGCUCUCAGAUAUACUCAUUGCCUCAUUGGCAUUCAAAUCUCUCCGUUUUCUAUCCUAUAAAAGGCGGCUCUUACAAUAGUGGAGCAAAGGCAGAAGCCGCAGAACCCGAAGUCUUCUCCAGCAAAAAUGAAGUCAUCAGCCAUUUUGCUCCUCCUUGUCGAGAUCUUUCUCGUGCAGCAUGUUGGAGUUUUAUCUGUUCAACAGGAUUUUGAUUUCUUCUACUUUGUGCAACAGUGGCCUGGAUCUCAUCAAGAUACCGUUCAAGGUUGUUCGUCAAAACCAGGAAAAAUCAAAUCAGAUUUUGGUAUUCAUGGGCUGUGGCCUAACUACGUAGAUGGCACUUACCCUACCUACUGUGAUUCCGAAAAUCCUUUCAACCCAACUUCUAUCUCAGACAUUGAGAAGAAGUUGCAAAAGAAUUGUCCAGUAAUCGACUGCCCAAACAACGUCGGACUAAAAUUCUGGGGGCAUGAAUGGGAUAGACACGGGACGUGUUCAAAAUCCAUUCUAGACCAAUCCACUACAAGAAAAGUUGAAUUAAGCGACCAGGCAUUUUUGGUUGGAAAAGCCCAUAUUGAGUCGCUCUAA